AUUGGAUGAAAUUUCAUAAAUCGCCUACAAAUAUCGAUAUUUUAACGCAUCUCUAAUAUUGACUGCAUAGUGGUUGGCUAAUUUGCAGCCGGGUACUUAAAUGAAUUUUUACUUUUGAGAUCAAAACCGCCUGCAACAUUAAAAGCUUUAUAACAAAUAUAAUUUAUCAUUGUAAACAUAAGUGAAAAUAUAUACAUAUAGCACAUAUACCUAAUAUUUCUAUUUACAAAUCAAAAACUUUGAAGAAAUGGGAGAUGGUUGGCUAGGCAAAGCGGUUUCCAUAGAGUGCGACGCAAAUUUAGGUGUAUUUCAAGGGGUUAUCAAAAAUAUAACAGUAGACGUAAUAACUAUUGUACGAGCAUUUCGGAAUGGUAUACCAUUAAAAAAGCAAGAUGCGGAGGUCAAUUUACGAUCAGCAGAUAUCAUUAGUAUUUCCCUUUUACCAACAUUCAAUGGACAUAGUACUAUCACAACCACUGAUUUCAAAAAACCUGCUUCUGUUAAACUGCCAAAUUUCGCAAAUGCCGGUAAAAUUGCACUGGCCUUACCUGAAAGAAAUGAUGUAUUUGAAAGAGAUCAGGCUUCCUCAUUACCAAAUAGCACUUUCCCAAAAGAUGAGAAUCCUGUUGGUGAACUCGCAAAAGGAAUAUCAAAAGUGAAAGUUGACUCUGGCAAAUAUCGAAGUGUACAAAGUUUGGAAAGUAAAGUAUUUGACAAUGGAAAAAUGCAUUUUAACUCCAGUGUUAAAGAGUUUUUCGGAAACUUGCUACCGCCAAAAGUCGAGGCUCGUUUGGGAAGUACACAAUUUCCAUCCUCACCAAAUUCUGUGAAUGUAUAUGAUGUUGAUAACUUUGAUACUGCGAAUAUGGUGGGUGAAGAAGCGGCCUCUUGUUCCAAACCCAUAGAUAUAAAAUCAAAGAAAAUCUUAAAUGGUGGGUUCCCAAAUGCACCCGAUAUUCCUGGUAACGGAAACGGAAAUACAAAAACGCGAUAUGUUAAUAACGGUUCAAAUAACAAUGGCAAUAAUCGUAAACAAAGAAAACAACUUAGAAAAGAUAACAUGAAACAUAGCCAAACAUUUGGCACGUCAGUCGAUGAUCCGCUGAUACAUGAGGAUUUCGAUUUUGAGGGAAAUUUAGCACUAUUUAACAAACAAGCCAUUUGGGACAUAAUUGAGUCUGAGCAAAAGCCAGACUUGGUGCGUCAAACUUCAAUAUCAAUGCAAAAAUACCGACAUGAUGAGAAUAUAUUGGUCAGUGAACCUGUAAGACUGAGACAAAUUGAAAAUAUGUUCGAUGGAUCUACGGAUUUUGUUACGGAUGAAGGACUAAUAAUACCAACUAUACCAUAUUUUGUACGUGCAAAAAUUGAAAAUAUAGCUGAAAAAGAAGGACUUUCCCUCCCACGACAAUUGGACAUACUUGCAAGAGGAGUAACUGAUCUCGCCAUAUUAAUAUUAGGAGGCGCUAGGAGACUUACACCAACCAACUACCACCAAUGGCCAAUAGUUGUAAUAAUAUGUACAAAAUCAAUUAAUUUAAGGAAUAGUGAUAUUGGUGCUGCAACUGGACGUCAAAUGGCGUCGCAUGGUUUAAAAGUGUUACUUUAUAUGGAGAAGGAAAAUACAACUAACAAAAGCAGGGAAAUUGGUCUCUUCAAAGCUACGGACAAUGUUAUUGUUUACUCCGUCAAUGAAUUGCCAACACCCGACCUUGUAAUCCUAUCUACGGAUUCAAAAAAUUUAAAUGGCCAAGUACGGAAAUGGUUGAGCGAAAAUAGAGCAUCUGUCCUUGCAGUAGACCCUCCCCCAGAUGGGAUUGAAGAUGUUUGCAUAAAAUAUGCUAUCUUACCGAUAUUACCUUUAAAUGGCAUUUCAUCUAAUAACUACGGAAAAUUAUAUUUAUGUAAUUUAGGCAUACCAGAUAAAUUUUAUCGUGAUGCUGGGAUUAAAUACAAAAGUCCCUUCGGCCACAAAUUUGUGAUACCAAUACACUCAAAGGAUUGAGGAGAUGUUAUGAAACGAAAUGUUCAAAUAAAUUUUUACGCAUGGGAACAAAUUUUAAUAUAAGAAAGGAUAUUCCAUAGCCCAGCUGAGGAUAAAAUCCAUAUCUUCGGCAGAUAAUUUUUUUAACUACCACUAAAAGCUGAAUUGUUACUUAAGAGAUUGACAUCUUGGUAUUCUUUUCUUAUAAUCACCUAGUGAUCACAAAGGAAAUUUUUUGUUAGCUUCCAAAAAUGUACAUUUCAAAUGUUAUUUUAGUAUUAAAUUUACUUGACAACCAUAGAUUAAUUAAGUAAGCAAUAUCCAAGCUUUUACAUUUUUAUUAUAUGCAACAAUUAGCGGUCUUUAUGUUUCUUUCAAAAUUGUUAAUUUCAUGCAAACCUGUCAAAUAAAAUUGUCCACAUUGUUUAA
Molecule: messenger RNA, 2413 nt
Organism: Bactrocera neohumeralis
Lineage: Eukaryota; Metazoa; Arthropoda; Insecta; Diptera; Tephritidae
Gene: Edc3
Product: enhancer of mRNA-decapping protein 3
Exons: 7
Coding region: 248-2005 (585 amino acids)
Biological process (GO): deadenylation-independent decapping of nuclear-transcribed mRNA; P-body assembly
Cellular component (GO): P-body
Molecular function (GO): mRNA binding
Source: RefSeq, a predicted model, not a curated record